UACAGGAAACCUGAAUCAACGUUUUUUGAUGCUGCUUCAUUUUGGCUGCUUUUAUACACAGCUAAAGACAUACCUGCAUGACUCUUCACAACAGAAUCCUAAGUCAGAGAACAGGAAUAAUUAAGCAGCAUGUCUACCACAGAUGACAAACGAGAAAGGAAAGAAGGACUAAUUGAAUUUUACACUUCGUAUUCAGAUCUGUUUAAUUUCUUCUGUAGCAACACAACCAUUCAUGGAGCAAUCAGGCUUGUGUGUAGUGAAAACAAUCGUAUGAAAACCGCCUUCUGGGCAGUUCUCUUUCCAGGAACAGUGGGCAUUCUGUACUGGCAAUUUGGCCUUCUGUUUGGUCAAUAUUUCAGCCAUCCUGUUAGCAUUGGUGUGAGUGUCAACUUUAAUGAGUUGCAGUUUCCUUCUGUUACAGUUUGUACCCUUAACCCAUACAGGUAUUCUGCAGUUCGUGAAGAACUAAAAGAACUGGAUGCUGUUACCGAAGAAACAUUAUAUAAACUUUAUGGAUACACUUUCUCCAAAAAAGACCAGCAAAACAGUACAUCUCAUACCAGUGCAACAGAAAAAUCCAGAAACUCCAAUCCACUCUUCAACAAGAAAUUUGUUCUUGAGGUGCUGAACAGAGAGGCCUCUGUUAACUUCAGCAUACCUGAGAAGAAAGGAAAUAACGGAGUUGCAAAGAACAACCCCCCACUGCAAAAUCAAAACUGGCAGAUUGGUUUUAAACUAUGUAAUGCCACCGGACUGGAUUGCUAUUUUCAGGCAUAUUCUUCUGGAGUAGAUGCAAUCAGGGAAUGGUAUAAAUAUCACUACAUAAAUAUAAUGGCUCAGAUGUCCAUGAAUGCAUUAGCAGAUGAUGAGAGCAAUCCUGACAAGGCUGACAUUAAUAACUUUGUCUUCGCCUGCAGUUUUAAUGGGGCUGUUUGCAGCAAAGGAAACUACACAACUUUUCAUCAUCCAAUGUAUGGAAACUGCUACACAUUCAACAGCUGGGAAGAUGGACAUGAGUGGAGUGUUUCUACACCUGGAGUUGAAAGUGGGCUAUCAUUACUACUACGGACAGAACAAAAUGACUUCAUCCCCCUAUUAUCUACUGUGGCAGGUGCAAGAGUGAUGGUGCACUCUCAGAAUCAUCCUGUAUUCAUGGAAGAUGGGGGUUUCGAUAUUAAACCUGGUGUUGAAACUUCAAUAGGUUUAAGGCAGGAGGUUUUCCAGAGACUUGGAGGUGAAUAUGGUGACUGUCUUGAUGGCACAGAAGUGGACAUUGAGAAUCUUUAUGAAUCCAGCUAUACCCAACAGGCCUGCAUUCGCUCUUGUUUUCAGUUGAUUAUGGUGAAACGCUGUGGGUGCGCAUACUACUUUUAUCCUUUACCAAAAGGAGCAUCUUAUUGCAACUAUAACAGACAUAUUGCCUGGGGGCACUGCUAUUACAAACUGUAUAAUGAAUUUUCCUUGGAUAAUUUAGGCUGCUCUACUAAGUGUCGAAGACCAUGCCAAGACAUUGAAUAUACAAUGACUGCUGGAUAUGCCACUUGGCCAACAAAGGCAUCAAAAAACUGGAUAUUUAAUGUUUUGAACAAACAAAAUGGCUACAAUAUCACAUCUGACAGGAAUGAUAUUGCCAAAGUCAAUAUUUACUUUGAAGAUUUGAAUUACAGAACUUUUGGAGAAUCACCAGCUUUCACUGCAGUGAUGCUGUUAUCUAAUCUUGGAAGUCAGUGGAGUUUAUGGUUUGGAUCAUCAGUGAUGUCAGUAGUAGAACUUGCUGAGUUGGUGUUUGAUUUAGUAGCCAUUACUCUUAUAUUUUCUGCACAAAAAUACAUUCAAUGGAAAAAUACAGAGAGUAAGGUAAACACAGAUGGACACCAAGAGCCUAAUGCUCAUAAUGCGAUUUCCAAUGAAAAUCACCAAGAAUUUGAUUCUUUGGGAGUAAACUUUGCAUUUGAGGCUGAAGAUGCAACCCACAGCAUACAGUCAAUUCCUUCAGAUUCACCGAAUAUUGAGAUGACCACAAGCUUUCAGUUUGAUGUUGUGGCAGAUAUCAGCCCACCACCAGCAUAUGAUUCAUUAAAUUUAGAAUGCUCCUCAUUGUCACAAACAAUAAAAGGCUGUAAUGCAGAAUGCCAGUGUUCAAGAAGACUAUGUGAAAUAAAUGAAAAAGAUUAAGUGUGAUGGGCUUUAGUAUUUCAAGAGAACAAUCAUAAGAAAACAAAGUUAAAAUGUCCAUUAAAAAUACAUCAUCUUGGAUCAAAACAGAAUGGAUUGAACAUUUUCUGAUAGUUUUAAUUUUAUUCCAUAAUUUUAUUAAUGUGAUUAAAUUAUAUUAUUUUAUACCUUCCCAAUUAUGUCUACUAAAGCAAGCACAUUAUCGAAUCUUAGUUUUGUUUCAUUGGAAUUUUCCACUCAUAAAAAAAUUAUUUCCUCAAAAUUAUUUCUACAUUAUCCCCAGAUAUCUGGGUGAUGAAAUACUAUCUUUGGAAUAUUAAUUGUAUUUUGCAUCAAAGUUGUCAACACCAAUUUUUAGUCUCUGCCUUUAUCAAUUAUUUCUUAAUUUUGACUCCACAUCUUCAGUCAUAUUACAAUCAAGAUUAUUAAAUUUUACUUGAUAAUAAAUAUCACCAUUAUUUUUCACUACAUUUCACUAAUUUCUUUAUUUUGAUUAAUUCAUGUUCACUGAUAAAUUCUAAUUAAAUAUUACUGAAUUAUUUUUUAUGUUUGUAUUCAUUGUUCUCAUUUUUACGCAAGUCAAACAACAAUAUGGUGUGCUUUUUCAGCCUGUUUCCCUUGCCAUUUGAUGAGAUUAAAACA
Polypterus senegalus (gray bichir) is the source of this 2817-nucleotide messenger RNA. Its product is annotated as amiloride-sensitive sodium channel subunit alpha-like. Gene Ontology annotation, cellular component: membrane. The transcript has 15 exons. The record is from RefSeq and is a predicted model, not a curated record. Gene Ontology annotation, biological process: sodium ion transmembrane transport. Lineage: Eukaryota; Metazoa; Chordata; Cladistia; Polypteriformes; Polypteridae. Gene Ontology annotation, molecular function: ligand-gated sodium channel activity. Bases 130 to 2175 code for a protein of 681 amino acids.